AUGGUUGAAUGGGUUGUUAUUGUUUAUGAUAAGGGCGACAGGUCUGCAUUCAGACCUGCUCACCUCGCUGGUAUCCCUCCUCUUGUCGAACAAGGCAAACUAGUCUGUGCAGGGGCAAUUUACAAUGAGCCAACCACUCCAGGUGGUGAACGCACUUUUGCUGGUUCUCACUUACAGAUUGUCGCUGACACAAAGGAAGAAGCCCUGGAAGUGGUCAAAGGUGACAUCUUCGCCAAGGAAGGUGUUUGGGACCUUGACAACAUAAUCAUCUACCAAUUCGGUUGCGCAGUUCGUAAAGAGAAGAAAUAG
Messenger RNA from Torulaspora delbrueckii, 309 nucleotides. RefSeq names its product YciI family protein. Bases 1 to 309 code for a protein of 102 amino acids. The transcript has a single exon. Lineage: Eukaryota; Fungi; Ascomycota; Saccharomycetes; Saccharomycetales; Saccharomycetaceae. The record is from RefSeq and is a predicted model, not a curated record.